AACUCUUACCAACAGACUCAGUAUCAUCUUCACCAUCCUUCAACUUCCUGACCCGGUUCUUUACUUAGUCUUAUAUUGGUUGCUGCACAGAAUACAUUUCAAAGAUGCUUUUCAAUUCUAAUGUAAUUUAAUAUGUAAACAUUUAUAAAUAAUCUCGUUGACAAAUAGAGUACAGCGCGAAUCUUCAAAAAGUGUACGUUUUAUUUAAGGAGUUGGAUAAAAAUUGGUAGCAAGUUUCCAAGAUUAAAGCAGAUCCAUUAAAAGAGUGUGUCAGACGAUAUAACUGCAAACGACAGAUGAGACGUGUAACAUCACUAUGAAAAUAAGCAAACAAAGUUAUUGGUCUCGAUUGUUGUUGAUAAUUUUGACAUUCAUGAUUUUUUCGAGACAUGUUAAUGCAGAAAAGAUUAAGAAAAAGCGGCAGAUUUUUCGAGAACAGGUGUUACCAGCAUUGGGUGGAAAAAUUCCAGAGGAAGCCUUCAGAACGGAUCGCUUGGCGUUGAAUCGAUUAAAUAAGGAAGGCAUUACGAUACCAGAUGGCAUCGUCUUGGAUGCUCGGCACGUUAGCAAGCAUCUUCAUUCGGAUCAAAGAUGCCAGAAACAAGUCUAUCUAACAUCGGACGGUCGAUACGUACCGCCGGAAGAGCAAUCUUAUUAUAAUUAUCCAAAAACCGUCGACACAACUUACAUUAUACGAAAACCAUUUAUGCAUACGAAUCAUAAAACAUCAAAUAAUUUUGGAAACGUCAAACUUCGAAGUUAUCCAAAAUCACAAAUCUACUCGAAUACGAAUUAUAGACAAAUUGUGUCGAUCGUACCACCGGCCAAACCGGGUAUUUACAAGCCUAUUGUAGCGCCUCUUAUAUUUCCGGCUGACAAAAAUCUGUUUGAUUUAUCCAGUUGGACGACAGAAUAUGAUUGGGAUACCGUAUACAAAUCGUUUGAUGAUUACUUUGUUAAUAAUCUUGCACUCUUCGAUUCGCAUCAGUUUCUCGUAUACGUAGCAUGGUCUCACAGGAGAAACUGGUCCAGUUUCAUAUUCAAACUCGAUGCGAUCAUGCUGACAAGUCGCGAUAUCUUUGCUGCACUUCUGCUGGCUGUUAUGGCAGCGCCCUAUUCAACCAUACUUAUACAGGUUCCAGUGGAUGAUUAUCAUGAUGAAUAUGAAAAUUUUCAACCGGUAGUUGGAUUUCGUCAGCCUAUUAUUGUUAAAGAAGAACCAAAGAAAGAUCAGAAUUUGAACAAGAUUCCCGGAAUCCCCGGAAUAGAUUAUCCUAUCUAUCAUACAGUACCGCCUACGAGUUUCUCCUGCGCAUACGUUCCGGUCAUACCAGGAAUGUAUGCAAAUGUGGAAACCGGUUGUCAGGCAUAUCAUGUGUGCCAUGAUGGACGUGAAGGGCAUCAGGGUGCUUCUUUCUUAUGUACCAAUGGAACGCUCUUUAAUCAACAGGAAUUUGCGUGCGAUUGGUGGUACAAUGUUAAUUGUGCCAAUGCCCCAUCUCUUUAUCGACUAAAUGCAGAUCCAUUAAAGAAUCCAUACGUACCAAAGGAAACAAAAGAUGAAAUCCAAAAAAAAAUGAAAAUCAUCGUACUUUAAAAUUUAUAUCCGUCUUAUACGGAAAUAGCAUCAAUUACAUUCGUCGAAGGAUAUGAAAACAAGUAUUAAAACAGU
This is a messenger RNA of Pogonomyrmex barbatus (red harvester ant), 1672 nucleotides long. RefSeq lists its product as uncharacterized. Gene Ontology annotation, cellular component: extracellular region. Lineage: Eukaryota; Metazoa; Arthropoda; Insecta; Hymenoptera; Formicidae. The record is from RefSeq and is a predicted model, not a curated record. Gene Ontology annotation, molecular function: chitin binding.